Insectozyma verbasci is the source of this 687-nucleotide messenger RNA. The record is from the annotation of a GenBank genome assembly. Lineage: Eukaryota; Fungi; Ascomycota; Pichiomycetes; Serinales; Debaryomycetaceae.
AUGGCUAGUUUAACAUUGAAUGACUUUAUAAGUCAAUUACUGGAUUAUCAUGGUAAAGAAACAAUGACAUCAAAAGAAUCAUCAAACUUACAAAUCAUAAUAGUUGAAUUGUUAAUUGAUAAUACCAUUUCAGAUUUUAAAUUAUUCAAAUUCUUAUCAAGAUAUCUUACAUUGCAAUUCUAUAAUGAAAUAAUAGAAGAAAGGAAUAUAGAACAUAAAUGUGGUUAUUUCAUGUGUAACAAUACUAAUUCAAAUCAAUUAUAUAAUCGAAAACCAUCAAUGGUUUUACCAAUGACUUGGAAAAAUAAAUAUUGUUGUAAAGAACAUUAUCAGAGUUCAAUCUUUUAUGAAAAACAAUUAGGAAAUGAAAUGAUAAUGUUAAGAGAUGGUAUAUUCACCACUGAACCAUUUCCUGAGAAUAAACCAUUAUAUUACGAAAAUAAUAUAACUUGUCUUGAAGAAAUUAUAAAUGAACAAAAUAAGACUGGAAAAUCACUAAGUGAAAUAAUUGAAUUAAUGAGUGGUUUAACAAUUGAGAAAAAAGAUAAUACUGGUGAGCUAAUAAAAUUAGUUGAAGACUUUGAACUUGUGGAAAAGAAUCCAGAGGAAGAAGAAGUAGAAGAAGAAGAAGAAGAGAAUGAAGAGUAUAUAACAACGGAUAAAAGUUUUGGUGGAUAUGUGGUUUAG